Molecule: messenger RNA, 1674 nt
Organism: Acytostelium subglobosum LB1
Lineage: Eukaryota; Evosea; Eumycetozoa; Acytosteliales; Acytosteliaceae
Exons: 3
Coding region: 1-1674 (557 amino acids)
Source: RefSeq, a predicted model, not a curated record
AUGAGCCAUCUUCCAUUCACAUACGACGAGGGACAGGAUAACGAUGCGAUCGAAUGUCAGAUCUGCUUUUGCCCUCUUAUAGACCCAGUGGAACAUUCUUCACAGGACUCACCUUGCAGUCAGACGUUCUGUCGUGAGUGCGUAGAGACGCUGUCAAAGUGUCCCUUCUGCAUAUGCAUGGUUAGCAAGUGGGAGUCGGUACAACUUACACCGACCACUCACAAGUUCCUCUUCCGGCCACUGGCCGAACUCAAAGUGACAUGCAACGUAUGUCACAAGUCAGCAAAGCGAAAGGAUAUAGUUGACCAUGUUGAAUCAUGUGAGAUUGAGUUACCAAAGGGAUUGAUACCAAAGGUUAAACAAAGCGAUUCACCAAUAUCUACACAUGCUAGCAGCAGUAGUAGCACGAGUGUAUCAUAUAGUGAUGAUCCAAACUUUGCAAAUAUCAAGUACACGAUCAAUCCUUCACCUAUUCAGUCGGCCUCGGCACAGCUGAUCUCGACAACAUCGACGACGCCUACAUCUUCAUUCCCUCCACAGGUCAUCCCCAAUGGCAAUGGCAAUGGCAAUGGCAUUGCUGCCGCCAACAGCAGUCCCAAUCUCAAUGGCAUGGUCAAUCCAAAUGCCCCCGCACCUUUCCAACCAUACAUUCCUCAAGUGGGCUACCAGCCACCGCAACUGAAUGGCGGUGGCGGCAGCAUGAGCAACCUAAACAACCCCAACAACAACAACAGCAACGUACCACCACCAAUCUUUCCACAAGCGCCUCUGCAACAGGGCGGUCAUCCAUUCUCACCUUAUCAAUUCCCACCGCGCCCCUCCUCAUUCCUCUACUCAAACGGACAGCCUGUGCCACCUGUAGCCGGUGGCCCUGUGCCCCCACUGCCAGCCAACGGCAAUCCAAAGCCAGUCCAUCAGUUUGGUGGACACUAUCCAUACUUCCAACAUCACUUUCCACAUCACCAACAUCAUCAACAAAUGCAACAACAGAUGCAGCAACAACAACAACAGCAAAUACCAACAGCACCAACAUCAUCAGUGUAUCCGUCCAAGCCAACGAUAGGCCGACUGCCCAAGGAGGAGAAGUCGUCAAUUCCCAUCGACUUUAAGCAUAACUACAUCGCGGCCAAGCCGCCCAAGGACAAGGAGAAGUUGUUCUCCAAGAACUUUGGCGACGCGGUCUUCACCAACGACGUGUACACCAACAGUGACUUCACGUCGUGCCGCUUCAAGGGCGCGCAGUUCAACAGCGUGCAGUUUGACCACUGCACGUUCACCGCGUGCGAGUUUGCCAACGCCAUGUUCACCAACUGCACCUUCAUCCACUGCCGUCUGGUGAACUGCGACUUCAAGACGUCCAUCCACUCCAAGACCCACUUUAUCGACUCGGCCAUCACCAAUGGCAACUUUAGCUCCUUCUCGUGCCCGGCCUCCAUCUUUGCCCACUGCCGUCUGUCCAACGUCAACAUGAGCCGUUCCACAAUGACCGGAUCCCUGGUGAAGUUCUGUAAAUUCGUCAACGUCAACAUGUCGCACAGCAGCCUGCUGCAUACCAACUUCCCAAGCACUCGCUUCAUCAAUGUCUCAGUGGCCGACUGUGAAGUGUCCAAACACUCAUUGGCCACACUCAAGAAGCAGAGUGGUGUAAGAACAGAGAACCUAAGGAUGUUGUAA